Molecule: messenger RNA, 2205 nt
Organism: Daphnia carinata
Lineage: Eukaryota; Metazoa; Arthropoda; Branchiopoda; Diplostraca; Daphniidae
Gene: Pdp1
Product: hepatic leukemia factor-like
Exons: 7
Coding region: 259-1533 (424 amino acids)
Biological process (GO): regulation of transcription by RNA polymerase II
Cellular component (GO): nucleus
Molecular function (GO): RNA polymerase II cis-regulatory region sequence-specific DNA binding; DNA-binding transcription factor activity, RNA polymerase II-specific
Source: RefSeq, a predicted model, not a curated record
UUCUUGUUGAAGUGAUCCGAACCGAACCGUAUUGCACACGCGCUUUUUCCAACAGAUUCAACAAGCCCUCUGACGGCUCCUCCCUGUAUGUCAGAGGGUUGAGUUGCUGCGCACCUUCAACCACCCACCUACCUGCUCCCACUGUUUGUCCUUGCGAGGAGGAAUUGCGACAUCUUGAACUUGCAGUUGUUAUAUUUCCCCAUCUAACCGACCUGUGCGACUUCAGUGACAAUUCAACUUGACGACAAGUCGGGUGUAAUGUCGGUUGACCCGUCUCCUGCUGGCUUUAGCCAGUAUCAAGCAGCUACCGUUGCAUCUACUCAGUGGAAUAACUGGGCUAAUGUGAUAGCCAACACUAAUAGUUCGCCAGCGUUUCAUGCGGCAAUCGCCGCCCAACGAGGAGGUUACAAUCAGCAUCAGUUUUAUUCGCAAUCGGUACCGUCUUGUACCGUUCCAAGUGCUCCGUGGACCCAACAAUCAUGGGGCUCGUGGGUUCAUCAGCCGCUUGCUCAGCAUACUCGAUUCCAACAACCCAUAGCGUCGCAAUUUCCCGGGCUUUCUCCCCAAAUGGUUCACGACCGGAUAAAUACUAAUGCGCCUGUUGCUUCGCCGAACACCAAAACUAACCCAUCUGCAGCAUCCUUGAUGACCACAUCGCUGACGCCCAAUAACACAGAAAAUGAUGAAAAGAAGAAAGAAGAACCCGAUGAUGUCUGGGGCUAUCUGGAAGCCCAGGCGUCAUUCCUGGGUCCUUCACUCUGGGAUAAUGGCGAUCUCAAGAUGGAAUACAUGGAUCUGGACGAGUUUCUAUCAGAAAAUGGAAUCCCUUUAGCUGAAGGACAUGGGCGUUCGCCACCCUCAAAGGGUGUUCCUUCACCUCGGUCGGUGGCUAGCGCCGAUGGCAGCUCUGGAUCCGGAUUGGUUCGCAACCCGUUGCCAUCCAGUGGCAACGAAAGCUCCGACAGUAAUAAAGCAGGCAGUUCCCUUGAUGCUUCACUAGAUUAUCAGAGUAGCAUAAGUCCAGUAGCCGAGCAGAGAGAUGACGAAUGCAGCAACGCCUCCGAAUCUUCAAAUUCCACUGAAUUGGAGACAGUUGCGCCGUCGUCUCUAGAGAAGGUGCGGCCACCUGUGGCUAAACGCAAGCGCAGCGCAGUUUCGACCUCUUCGUCCUCUAAUGACAACUCUUCUGAUGAUGGUUCCUAUGUACCGGGACAGGAAGACUUCGAUCCCAAGAGUCGCCAAUUUUCUCCGGAAGAGCUACGCCCUCAGCCGAUGUCUAAGAAGUCAAAGAAGCAGUACGUCCCGGAUGACAUGAAGGACGAUAAGUAUUGGGCGAGACGUCGCAAGAACAAUAUGGCGGCGAAACGAUCGCGUGACGCACGUCGCGUCAAGGAGAAUCAGAUCGCUAUGCGGGCGGCAUUCCUCGAGAAGGAGGUAAAUGCCGUCCUAAAGGCUGAGCUGGACAAGAUGACCAAACUGUAUACCGCCGCGCUCAAGCGUUUGGAACAAUACGAGAAACCAAGCAAGAAGUGAAGAAGAAAAAAACGAGUGCUCUGAUUGACCUCUUUAUCACCAUCAAAUUGAAACAGGUCGUGUUGUAGAUGUUAAAUCCCCUCUUCCGUUCUUGAAAUGACUACCCUUCAAUUCCCAUUAUUUGCAAUUUCUUUUCAGAGGUUCACUUAUUACCCUUUUCAAAUUAUAAAAUAAGGGUCUUAAUUUUUUUUUUUUCUUGAUUGAUGGUGAUUUUCUGUUGUGAAACUGAACUCCAAGUACAAAUUUGUUACCUAUAUAUGGAACCUCUUGGCGUCGAUACCCAUCAUAUGAUAGUCCGCUUUUGAAUUGUAUAGUCGUUUCGGGAAUGGAACUUUAAAACAAAAAAAAAAAUUAUUGUUAUUCUUAGGUUCCCCUUAAAGGCCCUUCAAUAUUACCAGUCUGUCUUAUCUUUAGUGUGCAAUGGUAUCGUUGAUCACUGGGAAAACUAACAUGUCGUUUCGAGUGAUUGUCGCUAUUGUCACGGUAUAUUCGUCGUGUAACACGUACUUGCUCACCUCCCCUUCCGUCAACGUAGUCGUAGCCGAAACUAUAAUUUUCUCGAAUUUAUUCAGUUAGAUUUUUAGAGAUGGUAUAUAAUCGGGUUUAUGUAGUUAAAAAAAAAAGGAAAGAAAAAGAAACUUGUUACAAUAAACGCGGUUUUAUGAAAGAAAA